This is a messenger RNA of Cucumis melo (muskmelon), 1766 nucleotides long. RefSeq names its product transcription factor RF2b. The transcript has 4 exons. Lineage: Eukaryota; Viridiplantae; Streptophyta; Magnoliopsida; Cucurbitales; Cucurbitaceae. Gene Ontology annotation, cellular component: nucleus. Gene Ontology annotation, biological process: regulation of DNA-templated transcription. Bases 312 to 1346 code for a protein of 344 amino acids. Gene Ontology annotation, molecular function: DNA-binding transcription factor activity. The record is from RefSeq and is a predicted model, not a curated record.
GUUUAAGGAACAUUGAAUUUGGUUUGAGUUUUGAAUCGUAAGAAUGAGAGAGAGAUUUAGAUUUGGAUUAAUGUUAUAAAGAUUAUACAAAUACAAAUCCAAAUUUUCCAACCGCAACGUGUUCUUCUGUGUCUGUUCCUUAUAUAUAAAAAAAAUUGUAAGAAACCAAAAACAAAGCACGAGAACAAUGGAUUUGGAUGAACAUGAGCUACUUUGAUUUACCCAUCAACAACAAGAAGAACAACAACGACAACAAGGGAACAAUAUAAUCAGCAGAUUCUCUCUUUCUGUAAGAGGAAGCCUUUCAAUCCAUGGAACUCCCCAAUCCCACCAAUCAAAUGGCUUCCUCUUCCAACCCCACUCCCCCAUUUCGCGGUUCCUUCCACCGUCGAGCUCAUUCCGAGGUCCAUUUCCGGAUUCCUGACGAUCUCGAUCUAGUCUCCGACCCUUUCGACGCCCCUUCUUCUGGAUUUGAAGAUCUGGGCUUUGAGGAUGAUCUCUUGUGUACUUUCAUGGACAUCGAGAAGAUCGGAUCUAAAAUCGAAAAUGGGUCUUCGUCAAAUCCUGCAAUGGCUGCCGGUGGUACUGGGGGGGUGAAUGUUGAAGGGGAGAAAAUCUCCCGCCCCAGGCACCGUCAUAGCAAUUCUGCUGAUGGGUCUUCCAUUUUGGAGUCUAUUGAGGCUAAGAAGGCCAUGGAUCCUGAUAAGCUCGCUGAGUUGUGGACUAUUGAUCCUAAACGUGCCAAGAGGAUUUUGGCAAAUAGACAGUCUGCUGCUCGGUCAAAAGAGAGGAAAGCUCGCUACAUAAUGGAACUUGAGAGAAAAGUUCAAAGCCUUCAGACCGAAGCGACAACUCUCUCUGCACAGCUCACAUUGUAUCAGAGAGAUACCACUGGGCUUUCAACCGAAAACUCAGAGCUCAAACUUCGUUUACAAGCUAUGGAACAGCAAGCUCAUUUACGCGAUGCUCUAAAUGAAGCUUUGAAAAAAGAAGUUGAGCGGCUCAAGAUUGCGACGGGAGAAGUAAUGACAGCUACCGAUUCGUAUAACUUCGGAAUGCCUCAAGUUUCAUAUCCCCAAUCUUGCUUUUCACACCAACCACAACCUGGGCAACACAACCCACAGAGGAUGACGACGCAAAGACCCCAAGUUCAACCAUUCCAUUCUAAUUUACCAAACCCACAUCAGGCUUUGUUUGUUGCAUCGCACCAGCCUCAUGCCUUAACAGAAAUGUUUCAGCAGGAUCCUAUUACCCGAUUGCAGGGUCUCGAUAUUGGUAGCAGAGACACAGAAAUAAAGCCAGAAGGUUCCUCAAUAUCAGUCAGUGAAAGUAGCAGCACAUUUUAACCCAAUUUUUUUGCCAACCUAUGCUUCAACCUCCCAGUGAAAAUAUGGCUUGUUCAUAGAUUGACCCUGUUGACAGAAUUUUUUUCCCACAUUUGUUCGUUGUUCGUUCUUUUCUUCAUUAAUUCGCGUUCGGGGAACUCGACGGGUGAGACAAAAAUAUUCUUGUGAUAGAAAGAGAAGCUUUCUCUCGGCUGGAAUUCUGUUUCAUAGUCCCAUUUGCUGUCAUAAAAAACAUUGUUUCUUUUGGUAAAGGAAUUUGUUCAUUCUUCAUUAUUCAACUCAUAGCUUGGUCCAUAGUUGCAGCUAUAUAGAUUAGUUUGAAUAUUGAAAGAUCCUGAGAAUGAGAACGACCAUUUUGUGGUUCUUUGUUCUGAAUGAAAACUAAAACAAUGAUGAUGAUGAUGAUGAUUUUGUAUUCAA